Messenger RNA from Raphanus sativus (radish), 927 nucleotides. Its product is annotated as gluconokinase. The record is from RefSeq and is a predicted model, not a curated record. The transcript is spliced from 5 exons. Gene Ontology annotation, cellular component: cytoplasm. Gene Ontology annotation, molecular function: gluconokinase activity. Lineage: Eukaryota; Viridiplantae; Streptophyta; Magnoliopsida; Brassicales; Brassicaceae. Bases 269 to 823 code for a protein of 184 amino acids.
AGAGAGAAAAGAAAACAUAAUUGGGUACCUGUCCAAAAGUUCCAUCUUUCUUCCUCUCUCACCUACCAAAUUUAUUAUUUUAUUAAUUUUCUUCAUUUCAAUCCCAGUUUGUCUGAUUACCUUUCAUUUCUUCGGGAUCGCGUUUUUGUAAUUGAUCAAGACUCCAGUUGGCUCACCCGUAGAAGUGUUCCAGCAUUAACAGAUUAAAAAAAAUCACAAGCCACAGAUUGUUUCUUUCAAAAAGCACCAAACCCUAUUUACAUCAGACAUGUCUUCGAACAAUGACGUAACAGGCAAAGUCAUUGUGAUUAUGGGCGUAAGCGGAGCAGGCAAAUCUACCAUAGGAAAGAUGUUGGGAACAGCACUGUCUUGUGAUUUUCUUGACGCUGAUGAUUUCCACUCUUCACUAAACAGAGAGAAGAUGCGCCAAGGCAUUGCUCUCUCAGAUGAAGACCGGAUGCCAUGGCUCCAAAAAAUACAAGAGAGUUUGCGAGAGCGUUUGCUCGAUGGACAAACCGUUGUUCUCGCGUGCUCUUCGUUGAGAAAACAGUAUAGAGAAAUCUUGAGAGGCUCUGACCCUGAUUACAGACCUGGAAGCUAUUAUAGUUGCAAGGUGAAGUUUGUGCUACUGGAAGGUAAUGCAGAGGUGAUCGCUGCUCGGUUACAGAAGAGAGCUUCAGAGGGAGAACAUUUCAUGCCUCUCACUCUUCUCCAGUCUCAGUUUGAUCUGCUUGAAGCUGAUGACUGUGAAAAGAUAUUCAAAGUCAGUGUGGUUCUCAGUCCUGAAGUUAUAGUUAAUUCAGUCCUUGAAAUGGUGAUUUGAACUCUUGAGAAAAGAUUUUUACAAACUUAUCGGCCCAUUGUUUAUUAAUAUUCAUCUUUGUAUUCAACAUGUACUACCUGAUUAAUAACUUUUUAAAAAAAUUA